Austrofundulus limnaeus is the source of this 1823-nucleotide messenger RNA. RefSeq names its product PHD finger protein 6 (gene phf6). NCBI's taxonomy places the organism in Eukaryota, Metazoa, Chordata, Actinopteri, Cyprinodontiformes, Rivulidae. Gene Ontology annotation, cellular component: nucleus. Gene Ontology annotation, molecular function: histone binding; histone deacetylase binding. The record is from RefSeq and is a predicted model, not a curated record.
CGACUGGUUUGACGUUUGUGAGAAAAGCAAGCAGAGAGAAUCUCUUCAGAAGGACGGAAAGAAAGCUUGCUGCUCUCCGGGACACUUUCCCUACUUUUUGUCCGUUUCCAACGCUGUAAGGUAAUACCAGCGGCCUCUCGGACACACAGAAGAGCCUUUGGUCAUGUCGGGGCAGAGGAAAGGAGCUGCAGCGCGGCUGCCCAAAUGUGCCUUCUGCAGAACCAGCCGGGACAAGGAGUGCGGCCAGCUGCUGGUGUCUGACAGCCAGAAGGUGGCGGCCCAUCACAAGUGCAUGCUUUUCUCUUCAGCUCUGGUUACGUCACACUCAGACAGCGAAAACAUUGGAGGAUUUUCCAUUGAAGAUGUAAAAAAGGAGAUCAAGAGGGGAAACAAAUUGUGUUUACUGUCGCAAACAUCGGGCCGCGUCUCAGGAGGACAUCCAAGAUGAAGAGGGCAGUGUAGCCAAUGACUCGGACUCCUCCUCGCCUCCACAAAGCAGAGGCAGGGGGAGGUUUGAGAAGGGGAGGGCCAAGUUUGGAUCUCGUGGCCAGUCAGAAGAAACUCGCUCCACCUCCUCCUCACAGGCUGCAGACGAAGAGAGCUCCUCUCACCGGGACAGGUCACCUCUUCGAGCCGGCGUAGGAGACGGCGGCCAGCGCUGCGGCUUUUGCCACGCUGGUGAGGAAGAAAACGGAACAAGAGGCGUACUGCAUACAGAUAACUCCAAGAAAGUGGCUGCACACUACAAGUGCAUGCUAUUCUCAUCGGGGACAGUCCAGCUAACCACAACAUCACGGGCUGAGUUCGGAAACUUUGACGUGAAAACAGUCAUCCAGGAAAUCAAGAGGGGCAAAAGAAUGAAAUGCACACUCUGCAGUCAGCUGGGUGCCACAAUCGGCUGUGAAAUUAAGGCAUGUGUGAAGACGUACCAUUAUCAUUGUGGUCUACAGGACAAAGCCAAGUACAUAGAAAACAUGGCCCGCGGCAUCUACAAACUGUACUGUAAGAACCACAGUGGGAAUGAGGAGCGGGACGAGGAGGAUGAAGAACGAGAGAACCGCAGUAGAGAGAGAGCAGCAAUCGACCACGGAGGAACACGGUCAACACAAGUUAAUGGCAACUAAGCUUGGCCUUUAACGAUCGGUGAGAAACAGAAGAAAUCAAAGACAUGGGAGGUGGAUUUUUUUACACUUAAAAUUAGCCUACUCACAGAGUCGUGAUCCAGGAGCUGCAGCCUCAUAGGUUCUACCAGUAAAUGUUCCACCGGACGCCAUCCGUAUGAAAACCUGUUGACGGGGUACUCUAAACAGACUGAUACUGGAGAUGCUGCACCAUGAGAACUCUUGACUCAGACUGAUGUUCUGAUUGUCACUUCACCCACAUCCCUCCAGAUUACCUGAACCACAUUUGCUGAAAUUGGAAACUUUGUUGCUCUCAUUAAACCUCUUAAAGACUCUUGUUUUAAGAGGGCUCUGUUUGUUACUAGUCUUUCUGAAACUGUGCAGUUUGGUUACGUUGUUUCUGUACUCAUGUCUUAAAAAUACUCUUCAUGUUAAUCUUUUUAUUUUUCUUUGUAAUAUUUUGCUACUGUAUGAUCAUUAUAAGUACUUUGGAAUAUCUGGAUUUCAGAAGGUCACAAGUUUUGCCUGCAUGCACUUGGAUUUUCUCCACUGUUGAAGGUGAUGUUUGUUUCCUUUUCUUUUCUUCCAAAGGGCAGAGUUCUCUGCAAGAGUUGGCCUGGUUUUUAUUUGUUGUACUGUUGCUUGUGUCUCAACAAGUGUAUCCAUGAAUGAUUGAAACAGAAAAGAUUUUAUUUUACACAU